AUGUCUUCUAUUACGACAUUAAAAGAAGCGGAAGAUCUUGCAAAGACGUCUCCAGAAAAAGCCGAGCAACUAUAUACGAAUAUACUAGCACAGGAUGCUGGCAACGACGAGACUGUGAUCAGGCAACAGGAACAAGCUCUCGUAAAAUUGGGCGAGCUUUACCGUGAUCACAGAAAAGCUGAACAGUUGUCGCAAUUGAUUCGAUCUUCGCGGACGUUUAUGUCUUCGAUUGCAAGAGCGAAGACGGCAAAAAUCGUAAAGACGCUUAUUGGCCUCUUUUCCGAGAUACCGAAUACCCUUCCUCUCCAAAUUGAUAUAUGCAAAGAAAUAAUCCAAUGGAGCAUCGAAGAGAAGCGCAUAUUUCUCAAACAGUCUUUGGAAACGCGUUUGAUAGCCUUAUAUCUUGAUAACAAAAUGUAUCAUGAUGCUCUCACUUUGAUCAAUUCGUUGCUAAAAGAACUUAAACGUCUUGACGAUAAGAUGGUUUUGGUUGAAGUUCAAUUGUUGGAGAGCCGAGUGUGUCACGCUCUUCGCAAUUUACCUAAAUCAAGGGCGGCACUCACGUCAGCAAGAACGUCUGCGAAUGCUAUCUAUUGUCCGCCCCUUCUUCAAGCAGCUCUGGAUAUGCAAUCUGGUAUCCUGCAUGCCGAGGAUAAGGAUUAUAAGACAGCUUAUUCAUAUUUCUAUGAAACACUUGAAGGAUACUCUUCUCAGGAUGACCCCAAGGCAAUUUUGGCAUUGAAAUAUAUGCUUCUUUGUAAAAUUAUGCUGAACUUGUCGCAAGAUGUGCACGCCAUCAUUCACGGCAAGCUUGCUCUUCGUUAUGCUGGACGCGAAGUUGAUGCAAUGAAAGCAGUUGCUACUGCCCAUCAAAAUCGUUCACUCAAUGAAUUUGAAAAGGCUAUAGCGACAUAUAGAGAUG
Molecule: messenger RNA, 922 nt
Organism: Paraglomus occultum
Lineage: Eukaryota; Fungi; Glomeromycota; Glomeromycetes; Paraglomerales; Paraglomeraceae
Source: the annotation of a GenBank genome assembly